Messenger RNA from Salpingoeca rosetta, 903 nucleotides. RefSeq lists its product as uncharacterized. The record is from RefSeq and is a predicted model, not a curated record. The transcript is spliced from 7 exons. Lineage: Eukaryota; Choanoflagellata; Craspedida; Salpingoecidae. Bases 1 to 903 code for a protein of 300 amino acids.
AUGUCUCGGGCAACAGCGAUUCGGCUCUCCGGAAGGGUUGGAAACAACGACCGCAUCAAUGGCGUGUAUGUGCAAGUCGAAGACCAGGUCUUGCCGGACAGCCUCAGGCAGUCCGCUGACCGCCGACCCGUGUUCUACAACCAGGGCGGCAACUUGGUCAUGUUCUACUCGGCUCAGCUGCAAUGCUGGGUCAUCUCCGAGGACGUGGCAGGCACAACCGCCCCAGCCAUCGCCCAAUCCACCGCACGCCAUCCCCUAGACAUCCAGGCACCUUGGCGCGUCGCCCACGCGAGGGAAUUCCAGCCUGAUCCAAACAUUCGCCUGGAGGUCCACGCUCCCACAGCACAGCAACGGCAACCCCAGGCACAGCCCCCACAGCCUGCACAGCCACAGCAACACCACCGUCAGCAGAAGACAUACAGGCUCUCUGACGUCAUCAACUCCCUCAUCACUCACGAAGAGCGUCUCAUCAAACAUCUUGCGCUGGUGCUCGACAAGUUUGCACGCGACACGACGAUUAUGGACACGAUGCCGGCCACCUACCACAGCGUCCUCUUUGGUGGCGUGACGAAGCUCUACACCUUACACACGUCCAUUGUCGACAGGCUCAAGGAAACCAGCCACGCCUCCAACAAGGAGCAAAUCCGGCUGCUGCAGUGGCUCAAGGCGACGCUUGAGAGCACGAGUCCACCGUUUGUGUUCUCGCUGCCGCUCGUCCACCACACCGCCAACAUCGUCCGCUCAUCUCCGCUAUCUGCCGUCGCCUGCCCGGCCCUGCCCCACCGCGAGGCACAGUUGGGCGUGACGGUGAACGAGGAGCUGUCGCGCAUCGGCGCAGCGCUGGCGUCGCUCUCGUCCGCCGUCAACAUCGGACACGUUCCACACGACGAGGUGGUGCACUGA